Messenger RNA from Necator americanus (New World hookworm), 684 nucleotides. RefSeq lists its product as uncharacterized. Bases 1 to 684 code for a protein of 227 amino acids. NCBI's taxonomy places the organism in Eukaryota, Metazoa, Nematoda, Chromadorea, Rhabditida, Ancylostomatidae. The transcript has a single exon. Gene Ontology annotation, molecular function: zinc ion binding; nucleic acid binding. The record is from RefSeq and is a predicted model, not a curated record.
AUGACGAAGGCAGACAACAAAUCUAUCUACGCUCAACGUCGCCUUCUCGAACAAAUUCUUCCCAUAGUAACUCAGUUGGAAGAGUUGGGAAUAACACUGAAUGGCUCGUAUCCUACAAAGAAGCUUCUCUCCAAGUUUUCUUACACAUUGCAGCGUCAAGUUCUGGAACGCUGCCUCUUGCAAAAUAAGAAAGAAACCGAUUGGAUUAUGCGGGAUGUGCUCUCUGAGCUGGACGAUCUGAUAACCACACAAGAACAGAUCAGUGAAAUGAUCGAUAGCAUUCCCAACAAGUGUGAUGAUCGCAGCAGAGAUUCUCAUAACAACAACAGAUCGAAGAAAUUCCUCAUGAAGAAUGCGACAACAAAGCCUGACCCGAAUGCAUGUAUGUUUUGCGGAUCAACGCAACACAAAUCAGCUGAUUGCACAAGGAUUCCAAGCAUCCACCAGCGACGUACCUAUAUGCAACAACAUAGGAGAUGCCUCAACUGUGGGAAAGAAGGCCACUUUGUGAAAGACUGCACAAGUAAAGGAUGCAGGUAUUGCACGGGGAUGAAGCAUCAUCAUACCCUCUGCCCCCAGAGGCACAACUUGGGAGAGACCACAGACCAAACCCCACCAAGGGGCUCUGCUGGCAACCACGCUAGAGAGAUUUCGCACACCACGACCAAAUCGGGACGCGCAUGA